Molecule: messenger RNA, 567 nt
Organism: Quercus lobata
Lineage: Eukaryota; Viridiplantae; Streptophyta; Magnoliopsida; Fagales; Fagaceae
Product: agamous-like MADS-box protein AGL53
Exons: 1
Coding region: 1-567 (188 amino acids)
Molecular function (GO): protein dimerization activity; DNA binding
Source: RefSeq, a predicted model, not a curated record
AUGGAAGCUUCACAACCAAAACAGCCUGAACCGCAAAAGAAGAGAAGAGUCCGAAAAACAUCAUUCAAGCUGAGAAACCCAACUCUGAAGAAGAAAGCCAUGGAACUCUCUGCACUCUGCGACAUCCCAGUUUGCGUGAUAUCUUAUGAUGCGGCUGAAGGGGCUGAUGGCAAAGCUGAGACGUGGCCCGAAAGCCGAGACGACGUGAAAGCCUUGAUUCACGACUACAAAAACUACCAUGGAGUACAUAAGAAAUUUUCUCUUGUUAAUAAGAAAAAAGGGUACAAGGAAAUCAAGAAGAAAGAUGUUGAUUCCAGCCACGAACACAAACCAGAGGAGUUUAAAAGGGUUUUAGCCAUGUGGAAAGCAUGGCUUAAUGAACAACAUGAUGAGAAGUCAUUGGAGAGAUCUUGGACUUUCUUUGACUCUAUGGUUUGUACUAUGAACAAGAGGAUAGAAUUGCUUAGGAUGAAAAGGAAUAGUAACUAUGAGGUGGGAAGUAGUAGUGGUAGUGGUAAUAGUGGUAGCAACAAUAAUAGAAUUCUUGAAUUUGAUUUGAACAACUGA